Molecule: messenger RNA, 765 nt
Organism: Zasmidium cellare ATCC 36951
Lineage: Eukaryota; Fungi; Ascomycota; Dothideomycetes; Mycosphaerellales; Mycosphaerellaceae
Exons: 2
Coding region: 1-765 (254 amino acids)
Biological process (GO): cell redox homeostasis; cellular response to oxidative stress
Cellular component (GO): cytoplasm
Molecular function (GO): thioredoxin peroxidase activity
Source: RefSeq, a predicted model, not a curated record
AUGGUCGAGUUACGCAAGAGACCCGCUCCACCCCCACCGCCACCGCCAGCGAAGAAGCGAGCUCCGGCCAAACCGAAGCCAAAGAAAGACGCGCCAAAGGCCGCUGAACCGGAGGAAGCUCCUGCUGCUGCUGCCGCGCCGGCUGAGACUACAACGACGGAGAAGCUUGCGAAAGCUGGCGCGCCGAAGGUUGGCGACUCGAUAACGCUCGAAGGCUUCGGCGGCGAGAUCGAAACCAACGAUGGCGACAAGACCACCCUCGCCAAGUUGGUGAGCGAGAGCAAAGCCGGCGUCGUCCUCUUCACCUAUCCCAAAGCUUCAACGCCAGGAUGCACUACCCAAGCCUGCCUGUUCCGCGACUCCUACGAGCCCCUCACCGCGACUGGUCUGAGCAUCUACGGUCUCAGCACGGAUAGUCCAAAAGCCAACACCACCUUCAAGACUAAGCAGAACCUGCCAUACCCUUUGCUAUGCGAUCCAUCUGCGACAUUGAUCGGCGCGAUUGGCCUCAAGAAAGCGCCAAAGGGUACCACUCGAGGUGUGUUCGUUGUUGAUAAGAGCGGAAAGGUCUUGGCUGCCGAGCCAGGAAGCCCUGCGCCUACUGUUGAGGUCGUGAAGAAGGUUGUCGCAUCGAUGGGUGGUGAUAGUGAGGCUAAAGGUGUCGAGAAAGCAGAGGAGCGUGCGGAUGCGGAGGAUGAUAAAGAGGCUGCCGAUACUGCUGCCGAGGUCGCGGAUACGGCCAAGAAGGUUGAUGGCGCUGCUUGA